Fragaria vesca subsp. vesca is the source of this 1615-nucleotide messenger RNA. Its product is annotated as methylthioribose-1-phosphate isomerase-like. Lineage: Eukaryota; Viridiplantae; Streptophyta; Magnoliopsida; Rosales; Rosaceae. Bases 113 to 1243 code for a protein of 376 amino acids. The transcript is spliced from 9 exons. The record is from RefSeq and is a predicted model, not a curated record. Gene Ontology annotation, molecular function: S-methyl-5-thioribose-1-phosphate isomerase activity.
ACUCUCUCAGAAACAGAGUGGACCUCUCACACUGAAGAAGCAUCAGCUCCACCUCCUCAUAUAGAAUCCCCAAAGCUCUAAGCAUCGUCACCAAAACGUCGUCGUAUUACAGAUGGCACCGGAUUCUAACUUCUCCGACGGAAUCGACUCCGGCAACUCACUCCAGGCCAUCCGCUACAACCGCGGCUCGCUUCAACUACUCGAUCAGACAAAGCUCCCCCUGCACAGUACGUACUUGAAUAUCCGGGACUCCACUGAUGGAUGGCAUGCGAUUAAAGAUAUGGUGGUGCGGGGAGCGCCGGCGAUUGCUAUAGCGGCGGCGCUGUCGUUGGCGGUGGAGGUGUUCAAUUUGGGGGAUUUUAACGGAACACCGGACGAAGCUUCUUCUUUCAUUAUAAUGAAGCUGGAGUAUUUAGUGUCCAGCCGGCCUACGGCGGUGAACCUUUCGGAUGCUGCAACUAAAUUGAAGCAGAUUGUGGCCAAGGUCGCCGCGAGUGCUUCAGAGUACAAGAGUGUGUUUGAGGCAUACAUUGAAGCUUCUGAAGUCAUGCUCAAGGAAGAUGUUGAUACAAACAAAGCUAUUGGAUCUCAUGGAGCGACUUUUAUCCAGCGUCACCUUGAGAACAGUAAGAGGAUUUGUAUGUUGACACAUUGCAACACUGGCAGCCUUGCAACGGCUGGUUAUGGUACUGCUCUUGGUGUUAUACGUUCACUUCAUACAGAAGGAGUUUUAGAAAGGGCUUAUUGUACAGAGACACGCCCAUUCAACCAAGGAUCAAGACUCACAGCGUAUGAGUUGGUGCAUGACAACAUACCUGCCACUCUUAUAGCAGAUUCGGCUGCAGCUGCAUUAAUGAAGGAUGGAAAGGUGAAUGCCAUUGUUGUUGGAGCAGAUCGUGUGGCGUCGAAUGGUGACACUGCUAACAAGAUAGGUACCUACAGUCUUGCCGUCAGUGCAAAGUACCAUAACAUACCAUUCUUUGUGGCUGCACCGCUGACUUCUGUUGACUUGUCUCUUUCUUCUGGAGGAGAGAUAGUAAUAGAGGAAAGAUCCCCGAAGGAAUUGUUGAACACACAUGGAGGACUCGGGGAACAAGUUGCUGCAUCCGGAAUCUCUGUCUGGAACCCAGCCUUUGACGUCACUCCUGCUAGCUUAAUAUAUGGCAUCAUAACAGAAAAGGGUGUCAUCACAAAAAAGGGCACUGAUGCUUUUGACAUAAAGGGUUUUGUUCAAAAUGCCUGAUCGGAUCAGACUAUAUACAUAGCUAGUUAUUGCCGCGUAGCAUAAUCUGGAUGAAAAGAGAUCUAUGUGCUUGCGAGGAUCAUCAGUCCUUCUCCCUAGUGAGGCCAAGUUUUCUAUCUUAUCGUGGAUAUAAUAAAGAGGAAAGAACAUACCAGUAAAUUGAUGGUUAAUUUACUUGGGCAUAUAUCCAUGAGUGUGAUUGUUGUUACUUUUCUGUUGUAAUAUCAUCUGAGUAUGGUAUAAUGUGUAGCUGACCUGAGGUACCUGAACCUGGGCAAAUAAUCCAAGUUUAUCAUCGAACUAAUUUCAAGGAUGACACUUCCAUUUUCUUUUGCAAUUAACAUUUUUAGAUGCAAUAAAUUAAGAAACAUC